GAGAAUUUCAUUUCGUAAUGCUUAUUUGCAGGAAUCAGAUACGUUUUUUUUAUGCAGCCAAUCAGAAUGGCGUACAGCUGUUUUGAGUUCACAUGUGGAAGCAUAACCAAUCAACGACAGCAUAGACACCUUUCUGAGCCAAUCAGAGUCGUUCAUCGUUUGCAUUCAAAUUGAUUUCCAGAUUUGGCGCCUUAAAAAACAGCGGACGGGACAGCUUUUCUGGAGUAUAUUACGAAAGCGGACACACAACUGAGACAAGAACUGGCGCCGAUCCAAAAGACGCUGGUGUUGUAAAGCCAAAAAUGUUUGCUGUCGAAGGCAAUGAAAACGAUCCUUUCAGGGCUUAUGACAUCUAUGCUUCUAAAAGACCAGAUGAUAUGAAGACCGUUUUAUUUGCGAUCAAUCACACUACAAAAGCCGCCGUAAACACAAAAUCUUGGUGCAGGUCAGCUCGUAUGGGAGUUAAUAACCUCAACUCACUUGUGAAAAGAAUAGCAGAGAAAGUUGGAUUAGAUGCUAAAAACCUCACGAAUCAUAGCGGGAGGAAAAGGAUGAUCCAGAAACUGAAUGACCUAGGCGUGCCUCCAACGCAUAUUAUACAAGGGCACAAGAACGUACAGUCUGAACAACUGCAGCAUACUGUCUGAACGACAACAAAAAGACAUUUCCAAAAUUCUGGUCCUUUGAAGUGCCAGGGCGCCGCCAAGCUAUCAAGUAGAUAUUUCCAACGCUUGAUUCUGAAUGCAAGUAAAACAGUACGGGAGUCUAAAACACAGCAGCCCUUGACUCUUUUCCAAGGCGCUUCAAUUCACGACUGGAACUGUAACAUUUCUGUAAAUUCCUUGAACGAAAGUCCCAUUUUGUCUACAAUCUCCAAGGUCCAAAAAGGCACGCCACUUUUUCAUUGAAUCAAACAGUGACUAUUAAAAAUGAAAUUUUGUCUUAUUUACUUUUCUGUUCUGCACUUUAUUUCGAUGAGGACUUAGGAUGUGCUGCAAGAUUUGCCAU
Messenger RNA from Porites lobata, 1008 nucleotides. The record is from the annotation of a GenBank genome assembly. NCBI's taxonomy places the organism in Eukaryota, Metazoa, Cnidaria, Anthozoa, Scleractinia, Poritidae.